Sugiyamaella lignohabitans is the source of this 915-nucleotide messenger RNA. It is a transcript of the gene ICL1, whose product is annotated as isocitrate lyase 1. The coding region runs from base 1 to 915 and encodes 304 amino acids. The record is from RefSeq and is a predicted model, not a curated record. Gene Ontology annotation, molecular function: catalytic activity. Lineage: Eukaryota; Fungi; Ascomycota; Dipodascomycetes; Dipodascales; Trichomonascaceae. The transcript has a single exon.
AUGUCGUCGCCUGCUGCUAAAUUUCGUCAACUGCUCUCGGAGCCUGGUGUGAUCAUCGCACCUGGCGUAUAUGAUGGACUCAGUGCUCGUGCUGCAACGUCUAGUAAAGCUUUUAAAGCUCUUUAUAUGACGGGUGCUGGCACUGUGGCAUCCAGGUUGGGUGCUCCCGAUGUCGGGUUGGCCAGUUUGCCGGAUAUGGCCGCCAAUGCCUCGUUGAUUGCCAAUAUCGACAGGUCGGUGCCAUUGAUUGCGGAUGCUGAUACUGGUUACGGCAACUCUGCCAUGUGCGCACGAACUUUGUCUCUGUAUUCGCAAGCCGGGGUAGCUGCUUUACACGUUGAGGACCAGGUCCAUUCUAAGAGAUGUGGUCAUUUGUUGGGAAAACAGUUGGUCAGCGCAGAGGAGUUUGUUUCACGAAUCAAGGCUAUGGCUAUUGAACGCAAACGGAUUCAGUCCGACAUCGUUAUUAUUGCUCGUACUGACUCUUUACAAAGUCUGGGAGUUGACGAAGCAAUUGAAAGAUCGAAACAGGCUGUUGCAGUAGGUGCAGAUGUUAUCUUUGUAGAGGGAGUCGAAAAUUCUGAACAGGCAAAGAAAAUCGUCUCUGCUCUUAACCCUACACCUGUUCUAGUCAACAUCGUGCCAAAUGGGGUGACUCCAAACUGGUCUGAAGAGGAAAUUCAGGAAUUGGGAUUCAAGAUCGCAAUCUUCCCUGGAGUCACCUUGGGCCCAGCAUUUGCGGCUAUGUCUGCAUCACUAGAAGCUUUGGCUAAAACUAGGAAAGACCCUACUGGAGCUGCUGCUGUGGCUCAAAAGAGCUCUCCAAAGGAAUUCUUUCUAAGACUUGGGCUGGGCGAAAUUAUCGCCCUUGACAAGGCUGUUGGAGGAACUGCUUUCGAAGGUUCUAAUAUAUAA